AUGGAGCAGAUCAGCCUUAGGGUCAAUGACCUUACAGAGUUUGAGCGUCACACGGAGUACAACUCGAAAUCUGUGAGAGACGUGACCCUUUCGUUGGACGCCAACUUUGUGAAAGCCAUAAGGGAGCUGAAUUUGAAAGGUGGUGAAAGCGUGGCGUGGUUGAUGUUUCAUGUCACCACCGCCUUUUACCCCACGAAGUUCUUCGUCAUCAAGGGCAUCGAUGUUCAACACUUCCACACCGUCCGCGACCUCUUCACCACGAGCGCCCUUGCCAUUACAGUAGAACCGGCCGAGCUGUCCGAUUUCGUGCCAGGGUUCAGAAAUGGUCUCACAGGCUUCCGCUACCCUCCCUCCGUCUUGCGCCGGGCUUUGGUGCUCUACAUCCUGGAGUGCGACGAGGAGGGCGACCUGGCGAAGUCUGGGCUGCUAAAGGACGGCUCGGUUGAAGAUUACGCUCGGUGGGCCGUCUGUGACGGGGACGGGCGCCCUGCACAAGGUCCUCUGACUGUCGAGGCCUACGCCAGGCAGUUCCUCAAGAACUGCAGGGAGCAGCUCAAGCGCCCUUCCAUGGGCGUGAAGCCCAGGGUUGGAGGCAGCUAG
Molecule: messenger RNA, 600 nt
Organism: Symbiodinium natans
Lineage: Eukaryota; Dinophyceae; Suessiales; Symbiodiniaceae
Source: the annotation of a GenBank genome assembly